AGAGUCAGAAGCAGUUUUCCUGCAGUUCGCGGUCAGCGGGCGACCGUUCUACUUGGCGAUAGUUUUGUACUUCUGUGUACACGGACAACCAACAGCGUCUUCACGCAUGUCAGCAUGUUUGCCUCGAUCAGCUGCAAGUUGAUUGUCAUCACUCUGCUGGUUGUUACAUCGGAGUCAUGGUCACAGAACCAGUACUACAGGGAGAACUACUCAUCUGUCGUGAACGGUCGAUAUGCAGCCGAGAACAUGGACACAUCUGAAGAAUCAAAGAUUGUCUUUCCAGGACAGCAGUUGAGCAACACAGUGGCCAAUUUUACACCACAACUGAGCGGUCGGCAGCCCACAUGUGCAGAUGAAAGCGGCAUCUGUGAAAAUGCUGACAACUAUCCACAAGAUUAUGUGAGGCGACUGUUUUUGAAAAAUGUGACGAAUUCAUAUGCUUUUGGAACAGAUUUGAUGGAUAUAAAUCUCAGAAUUAAUCCUGAUGAAGAGGUAUCACUUUGUCCGUCUAUGGAACAAGUGGUGUAUCCCAAAAUGGCUCAGAGCAAAGAUGAUAAAUGGCUGUUUGUGAUAAAUCAGGAUACAUAUAUACAAGGAAUUCGCAUAGAAAAGUGUGCGAGACAAGGUUCUUGUACAUUUGCAGAAAAUUUUCCGAGUGGUUACACGACAAGUUGUCAGCAGAAAUAUGUCUAUCGCAAGCUGCUGGCUUUGGGCGAGGACGGCAAGCCUGUCACCGAUUCGUUUCGCCUUCCAUCUUGUUGUUCUUGUGUUGUUACCAAGUCAUAUCGUUCACGCAGAAUGGCACGUGACACAGGAAGAUCUCAGAUUCCGUCAAGGAGGACGAGAAGGCGAAAAUAAAUCUUCUGAGCUACAUCAUUAGCUAGGCACUGUGUUUGAGAAAUUCAGUCAGGCAGCUAGCUCCAGAUGGAGGAGCUGUCCUUUGUAGAUCUGAAAAUUGUGCCUUCCUGUUGUUGUGAAGGUCACAAAGAUAUUACCGACAACUUUGGCUGUGCUUGUGGGAAGAUUUCCCACAAAACUAUUAUUUUAAUAUAUGAUAGGUGUGUGUGUGUGUGUGUGUGUGUGUAAUAUGUAAGACAUUUUAAAAGAAUGCAAGGAUCUCAACUAUCCUUCGAUUCCUGUGUCCUGGAUUUAGAAGCAGUCAGUAUUUUUUACGUCAAAGUAGAAAUGUAACAGUAAUUCUCUACCUGUGGUUUGUAAAUGUUGUAAUAUGUAACACCCAUGGCCAAUUCUUGAAAAUCAAUAUAAAGAACUUCGUAUUUGCAAAAUAAGUUAUCCAAGUUAAGGGUUACAAGGUAAUAUAACGCAUGUUUUGUGUGUGUUUCAGCAUGUGAUGUAACAUUAAUCUUAAAUGUGAAACCUUGUCAAUUGCCAUAUAUUUUAUUUCUUGUGGGUAGAUUAGACUACCUUCAUUAAUUAUAUGUUAUAGUGAUACGAAAUAUUGUGUUUGUAUAACAUGAAGGCGUCUUGCCUGGUUCCUAUAGAUUUAGUAUUUGUUAAAUACAGAGACUCCAUGUCAGACUUCAUGCACUAUUAACACAAUUAUGUCAAGAUAAUUUGGUUCGUGUCUGCCUGCCUGCGUCAACCAGCCACCAUAGAGAAAUACCUACCGUGGUCUGUAUUUUUGAUUGUAACAUAAAAUGCUAUUUGUCUCGAAAAUUACGUUCAAAUAUUCAGUGUUCAUCUUGUAACAUACAUGACAGUGUCUACAUACGCUCCUCUGGCCCUUGUAAUGUUAAAAAAAAUGAGGUUAUUAAAAUUUCUGUUUUAUU
Zootermopsis nevadensis is the source of this 1790-nucleotide messenger RNA. Its product is annotated as protein spaetzle. Gene Ontology annotation, biological process: central nervous system formation; innate immune response. The record is from RefSeq and is a predicted model, not a curated record. Gene Ontology annotation, cellular component: extracellular region. Gene Ontology annotation, molecular function: growth factor activity; Toll binding. NCBI's taxonomy places the organism in Eukaryota, Metazoa, Arthropoda, Insecta, Blattodea, Termopsidae.